Molecule: messenger RNA, 1828 nt
Organism: Aspergillus ibericus CBS 121593
Lineage: Eukaryota; Fungi; Ascomycota; Eurotiomycetes; Eurotiales; Aspergillaceae
Exons: 3
Coding region: 89-1828 (579 amino acids)
Source: RefSeq, a predicted model, not a curated record
CGGGCUGGGCUAUUUACCAGGAGGCAUACCGCCGCUCGGCUGUGGUUCUCGUUGUGGAGGCUGUAACAGCCGAUGAUCACCUUGCAGAAUGACCGCUACACUGAAUGGGAUGUUUAACUCGGCCCCAGAUACACCGUCUCCUGUCUACCCGGAUCGGCUGAUCCGUCCUCUACCAAAGCGUACCCUCCGCUCUCGCCUGUCCUCUGAAGCGGCCGAGUCGAUCCUCUUCCCGCCAGCUCCUCCUGCUACUCAGCUGUUCUACGGCACCUCUGUGGACAGCGGAGACCUUGUAAAUGACACCAAAGUAUAUGUGCAACAGAGCGACGGUCGCGACCCGAGCCCUGAGCGGGACCAUCUGCCGUAUGAGAACGGGGUCGAGUUGGAGAGCGGUGAUGAGGACGGGCCCGUAGUUGUUCGUCGGAGUGCGGGUUUCCGUGGGUCGUCCUUGUCACCGUCAACCCCCAGCGCUGCCCCUCAGGCCGUCCCCUGCAACAGUGAAGGGCCGCCAGUGAAGUCCUCUUCGGCCGGUCCCGAUGGGUACGAUGCGUUUGAAAACACUAACAACAAAAAGAAACGCAAAAUCCCCACGCCAGGCAACCUGGGCAGCCACCACUCCACCCUCUCCCCCGAAUUCUCCAGCAUGGGUUUGGCCUCCUCCGCGCAGUCGUCUUCGACCACCGGCGAAGGCAGCCAUGUGAGCACCUUCUACGGCACUGGCAGCCCCGCGUCUCCUAUCUCCAACGGCAUGUCCGGUGCGGGCAGAGGUCGGCUUGGGCGCCAUCCCCACCGCAACAGCACUGGCAGGAACUCCUUGUCGCUUCAUUCCCCGAUCAGUUGGCCGCGGACCCCUACCCGGCGCGAGGGCCUGUUGUCCUCUCCCGGACCAAACGGUGACCCCGCCGCGAAACCAGACCAGGGUAUAAUCUCUGCCGCCAUCGCCAACGCCGCUGCCUCCGCUUUCUCCUCGCCCCCUCCGGGCCCCGGCAUCGUCAGUAUGCUCGAGCGACAGACCCCUACACCGACCAAGACACAAUUCACUUUCACGUGUGAAUCGGACUCCUCGAAGGGCAUGGCUCUGCAGGCACAAAACCCGUACCCCGCACAUCAUCGGUCGCCCAGCGCGCUUACGGCGGCUGUCCAGAGUCAACGGGGUUACUCACAGGGUACUCAGACCAGCCCCAACAUUGCCUCGCAAGUCAACCAGGCAGGACCGUCUCAAAAUCCAUCACAACCGGCACAGCAGCAAUCGCCAAAUGCGGGACCCGAGCCGACUACCACGGGGAGGAAGAAGAAGCGGUCUCCGGGUAGCAUUUACGCCCUGGCCGCGCGGCAACGCAAGAUCCAGCAGCAGUACGCCAAUCUGCACCACCCGCCCAGCAUCGAGGACAUCUGGAUCUGUGAGUUCUGCGAAUACGAGAGCAUCUUUGGCCGGCCGCCCGAAGCGCUCAUUCGCCAGUACGAGAUCAAGGACCGCAAGGAGCGGAAGCGAUUGGCGGAGAAGAAGCGAUUGCUGGAGAAGGCCAAGAUGAAGGGCAGGAAGGGCAAGAAAGCGACCAAGAACGCCAGCAAGCAGGCGGCGGCUCAGCAGGCGGCCUAUGACCAGGGAUAUAACCGGGCAUCGGCGGACCACUCUUCGGUGGGAGGAGGGCCAGGGGUGCAUGAUGACGAGUAUUUAGGCAACGAGUAUGAGGACGAGGGGAUCCCAACCCCACCUCCUGGACCGCCGAGUUCCGUCAAGGCCGCACCGCCGCCGGGCCAUCCGCCCAAACCGGGGGCUGCAGCGUCGGGCGCUAAGAGUGCCGCCGACGGAGGGACGAGGCCGCCCUGA